CUAAGAGAAGUUAGGUUAGAUUAUAUUGUAGUAAAGUAUUCAAUACAGUGAAAUUAUUGCUUUUUCAAUUUUUGGUGCUUUAUUUUCUCAUUUAUAAAACACUUUAAUUAAAUUAAAUACGUUAAAAUGCCACCAAAAAAAUCUAACUUUCACAAUGCGCGGAGCCGAGAGGCACGACGCAAACGUGUUGAAAGAGCAAAUCAGUCGGGUGAAAAAAGCACAGCAAGAAUAGUAGCUCAAAGAAUCAGGACAGCAAAGAGUCGUGCACAAGAAUCUCAAGAACGCUGAUGAGAUUAACGCAUGUUUAAAACAAUCAUUAUUAUGGCGAAGUGUUGAAACACUUCGAUUGACCAUAAACAUGCGUAUACAAUUGCAAAAUGAUCCAUCAGCACAAAUAUUUUCCGAACAAUUGAUAGAUAUUGGAAACGGUAGAAUAGAACUGCAACUAAUUACGCAAUGCAUUAAACUGCCAGAAAAUUUCUGCACUGUUGUUCACACGAAAAAUGAAUUAAUUGAGAGUAUCUUCCCGGACAUACAAAAUAUUUACUAGGAUCAUAAAUGGCUUAGUAAUCGGACUAUUUUGGCAGCCAAAAAUGCUGAUGUUGACAAAAUCAAUUUCCAGAUACAACAGUUGUUGCCAGGCGAUCUGAUGUUUCUUAAAUCAAUCGAUACUGUUAUUAAUGAAAAUGAAAGUGUUAUUUGUGUCCAAUUAAAUUUUUAAACUCUCUAGAUAUACCCGGAAUGCCACCACAUAAUCUUCGGUUCAUCUAUUAUUCUUCUGCGUAAUUUCAAUCCUCCUCGAUUAUGCAAAGGUACACGUUUGAUCAUUAAAAAGACCACCGGAAAUAUUCUUGAAGCAACAAUUUUGACUGUAAAGAUUAAAGAAAAAGUGGUCCUGUUGCCACGUAUUCCAAUAAUACCGUCAGAAUCGACGAUAACCUGCAAAAGGCUACAGUUCCCCUUUCGUUUAACUUUCGCUAUGCCUAUAAAUAAGUCUCAAGGCCAGACAAUGCCCAUUUGCGGUUUAGAUUUGGAAAUUCCAUGUUUUUCCCAUGGGCAACUAUAUGUUGCCUGCUCACGUGUGGGAAAACCAUCGAAUCUAUUUGUGUUAGCUAGAGACAGGUUAACCAAAGAUAUUGUGCACCGAUAUGUGCUGAAUUAAAUUACAAUUAACAAAAUCCCUAGCCAGGCAGCUUUUCGCUACCUACUUCGUUUAUAAAAUUAAAUGUAAAAUGUUAACAACUAAAAACUUUGUAACUUACUCAUUUAUUACAAACAUAAAUGUAAGAUUAAUCUAAUCUAAAAUUCUACAUCUAAAUAUGAUUUGUUGUUAAAUAAAAUGUUAAAACUCUUUUACAGAGCAAUUAUUUACGUUUUACUAAUUAUAAAACUUAGAGAUAUUUGUCUUAUAAUCUAAACUUCUACAUUUUAUAUUAAUUUGUGCUUAAAUGUUUUCAAAUUUGGCUUUAAGUUCAAAUCUUAAUCCGUAAAUUUUUAUACCGGCUAUAACGUUUUCGUCUUUAUUCGUUAAUAAUCUAAUCAUUUCACUGUAUUGAAUAGUUUACUAUAAUAUGAAUUAGCCACAGCAACGCGUGGCCGGGACUGCAAGUAUUAUAUAUAUAUAUGCAAUAGUAUUAUAUGUAAUAAGCAUUGCAUUCGGUUUUGCAAGAAUUGCUUUAUUGGUUCGUUGAUCGUAUCUUCUGAUUGUGCAGUGAUUCCCAAAGUACGCUGCGGUGCCCUUGGGAGCUGUCAUUUUUUCAUAAGAUGCUCCGAAAUAUUACAAAAUUUUCAUAAUUUAAUAUUUUUAUUUUCUAUUUGAAGUAGUAAGAUGCAAAAUCUAGCGGAUUCUGUGUAAACCAUUAACUCACAUUAGUAUUAACUGUUUGCAGAAAUCUCUACAAAAAAAACGUGUUUUAUUUAUUUUUAGCUAAUUUUUUAAUAAAAACACUAAACUUGUUUGCAAGAUGAACUUAUGAGAAUUUGAUAUAGAGUGCCUUGAUGAAAUCUUAGCUUAACAAAGACGCCGAGAAUAGCAAAAGUUUGGGAACCACUGCAAUUGUGUACUUUGAUCUUUCACAGUAUUUAAAAUCUAAUAAAAAAUGAUGACAGAAACGCGCGAUUAAUUCGUUUUUUCGUCUAAUGUAGCUUGUCUUUUACGUCCACUUACAAUAUAUUUUUACUGUCAAAAGAAGAUAUCACAGAUAAUAGUAGUCAAGAGACUAUAUUUUGUCUACUUUAUAUAUCACUAUCUUCAGAAAUACUGAACAACGUGGCUGUUUUCAUACGAUCUUGAAACUUUUCCCGUUGAUUGAGCCAGAAUGAAGCAAGAUUGAGUAAGAAUGAACAGAGAAUUAAUUCGAUUGGAGACGUUUAACUAUGGACAAGAAUAAGAGAAGUGAAGUGAAAAAUCCACGGGAACACGCUGGUAUCUUCUCCAUUAUUACAUUCAAGUGGAUACUAAACACUUUUUUACUUGGAUAUAAAAGAGAGUUGCAAGAGACUGAUCUAUAUUCGCCAUUGAAAGAGGAUCAAAGUAAUCUUCUGGGAGAUCGCAUUUUUAAAAUUUGGGAAGAUGAAGAAAGAAAAUGUCGAAAGAAAAAUGACGGAUCUGUACCACGAUUGUACAUAAUAUUGAUAAAAUGUUUUGGAAAAAGUAUUAUGUUGCUUGGUAUAGCUUUAGCAUUUAUGGAGUUUGUUAGCAGAAUAAUUCAACCAUUGAUACUCAGAAAUUUGUUGCAUCUCUUAAGCACAAAAAAAGAAGUAAAUCCAGGAAUGUAUUAUUACGCUGCUGCGUUCAUCUUGUUUCCCUUCAUGGACUGUUUCAUUGUCCAUUUAACUUUGCAAGAACUAAUGCAUAUUGGAAUGAGAAUAAAAGUAGCCUGUUGCUCUUUGAUUUAUAGAAAAAUACUCAAAUUGUCCAACUCUGUUUUUAUAGAUGGAACAUCGGCUGGACAAAUGGUUAAUCUUAUGAGUAAUGAUGCUAAUAGAUUAGAUUACAUAACACACAGUAUUCAUUAUUUGUGGAUCGGUCCAGUCCAAACUUUAAUCAUUGCCUGUGUGCUCUAUUGGCAGUUGGGACUAGCUCCAGUUGCAGGUUUAGCCUUGUUUUUAAUUUUUAUUCCCCUUCAAUGGUAUAUUGGAAAGAAAGCGUCUAUGCUGAUGCUAUUGUCAGCUCUAAGAACAGAUGAAAGAUUGCGUUUAAUGAAUGAGCUGAUUACUGGUGUACAGAUUAUAAAAAUGUAUGUUUGGGAAAUACCGUUUUCACGAAUCGUCGAGAAAAACCGGAAGAAGGAAAUGAACAUGAUAAAGAAAUACUCCAUUGUCCAACAGAUUGGAAUGACAUUCGAUUCUUAUAUACCGCGAAUCUGCCUGUUCAUCUCGAUUAUGACGUACGUUGUUACCGGUAAUUACAUUACCGCAGAACAAGUCUUCACGAUAACGUCGUUCUUUAACAUCGUUAGAAAUUCUAUGACUAUUGGGUUUUCUUUAAGCAUUCAUCAACUAGUCGAAGGUUUGGCAUCAAUACGUCGUUUCGAAAGAUUUAUGAUGCACAUAGAAAUUGAGAAAAGCGAGAAUAAGGCUCAAGAUAUUAGAUCACAUGAAGUGAUAUUGAAGAAUGUAACUGCAAAAUGGAAUGAUGAAAACAAAGAGAAUACUCUAACCAGAAUAAAUUUAUCCAUUGAACCUGCUAGUCUAGUUGCAAUCGUUGGACAAGUAGGUUCUGGAAAAAGCAGUUUACUACAAAUUAUAUUAGAAGAAUUGCCAGUGCAGGAAGGCUUUUUGAAAAUCAGUGGUAAAGUCGCUUAUGUUAGCCAACAGCCAUGGAUUUUCGCUUCGUCAAUCAGACAGAACAUACUCUUUGGUCAUAUUAUGGAUAAAUCUCGUUACAAGAAAACUAUUCAAGUCUGCCAAUUAAACGAGGACAUUGCUUCGUUUCCUCACGGUGAUAAAACGAUCGUUGGCGAAAGAGGAAUAAGUUUAAGCGGUGGUCAACGUGCUCGUAUCAAUCUCGCUAGAGCAGUUUAUGCUAAUGCGGACAUUUAUUUAUUAGAUGAUCCACUUUCAGCGGUUGACGCUCGAGUAAGUAGACGUAUCCUUGAAGAUUGUAUAUGUGGAUAUCUGAAAGACAAGACUAGAAUUUUAGUGACGCAUCAGCUUCAAUUUCUAAAGUCUGCUGAUCAAGUAAUCGCAAUGCAGAAUGGUUCAAUUCAGACCCGAGGUGAUUUUAAUAUGCUUGAAGCUUCUGGUGUUGAUUUCACGAAGUUUUUGAUGGGGGAAAAGGAGUUAGAAAAAAAAGAAGAAUCUAUAAAAGAAGGAAAGAUUAAAGAUUCGAGAGGUUUAUCGAGUGAAAACAUGAAUGAAAUAUCGUUAAAAAAAUUGGCACCUAUUGAAGUGAUAGAGAUGAGAACAACUGGACAUGUGUCGGCUAAGGUUUACAUCUCUUAUUUCAAGGCGAGCAGGAGUCCUUUAUUAUUGCUACUGAUGAUCGUAUUAUUCAUUUCUUAUCAAAUGGCUGCUAGUGGUGGCGAUUUCUUUGUCGCUUAUUGGGUUAACAUCGAAGAAAAUUCCUGGAUCAUCUUGGGAAAUAAUACGGUUUUAUUUGAUUGGAAAGGAUCGUUUAAUCGAACGGAAGUAAUUUACAUUUAUAGUGGACUAACUGCAUUGACAGCAACAGCCGCCUUCUUGCAAAUGUUUUCUUACUAUGAAAUCUGCAUGCGUUCUUCCAGAAAUUUACACGACAACAUGUUUCGAAGCAUUGUACGAACAAGCAUGCAUUUUUUCCAUAACAAUCCAAUUGGUCGUAUCUUGAAUAGAUUCUCCAAAGAUACUGGUGCCCUUGACACACGAAUGCCUAUUUGUAUGUUUGAUAUUAUAAUUAUUGGUAUUGGAUUGAUAGCGAUAAUAGUAAUAGUAGGAAACAUAAAUCCUUGGCUGCUGAUACCUGUCAUUUUUAUUGGCAUAAUUAUAUAUUUUUUAAGAGAUUUUUAUUUGUCGACCAGUCGUAGCGUUAAACGAUUAGAAGGAAUAACUCGAUCACCGGUAUUCGAUCACGUAAGCGCAACGCUUCAAGGCUUGUCGACCAUUAGAGCAUUAAACGCUGAAAAAAUUCUUAUCAGAGAAUUUGAUAGUCAUCAAGAUCUGCAUUCCUCUGCUUGGUUUAUCUUCUUUUCAGCUUCACGAGCUUUUGGCAUUUACAUCGAACUUGUCUCUUUGGUGUACAAUGCGAUUAUAAUUAUAUUCUUCCUCUUUUUGAAGGAUACUGUAGUCAGUGAUGUUGGAUUGGUGAUCACUCAAAUGUCUCUGCUUGUUGACAUGUUACAAUGGGGGGUAAGACAGACGGUUGAAGUCGAAAAUUUGAUGACUUCGGUCGAGAGAGUUCUCGAGUAUAGUCAUUUAAAAGAAGAACCAAUGUUGGAAAGUAAUCCGAAAUGCAAAUCACCGAAAGAUUGGCCUAAAUACGGACAUGUCGAAUUUAAAAACGUAAAACUAAAAUAUGGACCGAUGGAACCAUACAUUCUAAAGGAUAUAACAUUCACAAUAAUUCCAAAAGAAAAGAUUGGUAUCGUUGGUCGUACUGGUUCCGGAAAAUCGUCUUUGAUCAAUGCCCUUUUUCAAUUAUCUAGCGUGGAAGGGGAAAUUUUUAUUGAUGAACCAAUUCUGUUUAGUGGUAGUCUUCGGCAAAAUUUGGAUCCUUUUGAAGAGUAUUCUGAUCAUAUACUCUGGCAAGCCUUACAGGAAGUUGAGUUAAAACAAAUAGUCGAAGAGAUGGUUGCUGGUCUAAAUUCUCCAGUGUUCGAAGGAGGAAUGAAUUUAAGUGUUGGACAACGUCAAUUAUUAUGUUUGGCUCGUGCUAUUAUUAGAAACAAUAAAAUCAUCGUUUUGGACGAAGCAACGGCAAACGUUGAUCUUCGUACAGACUUGCUAAUUCAACAAACUGUUAGAAAUAAAUUUAAAGAUUGCUCAGUCCUUACGAUAGCUCACAGAUUAAAUACGAUUAUGGAUAGUGAUAAGAUACUUGUAAUGGAUACUGGCCGUUUAAUGGAAUUCGACCAUCCUUACAUUUUGUUACAAAAUAAGAGUUACUUUUAUCAUAUAGUACAGCAAACUGGUUCUACAAUGGCAAAUGAACUUAUGGAAAUCGCAAGAAAAAGUUAUUAUAUGAUGACUGAUAAACUGCCAUCAUGAUGACAAUAAUUAUAAGUAAAAGUAAUUUUGUUCACUUUACUUUUCGAAGUCCAAGAUAAUGCUUUAUUCUUUUAUAAUAAGUCAUUUCUAUAUUUUUUAUAUAUACUGGUGUACACUCAUGAAGGAACGUCUGAUGCAAUCUGGUUUCUUAAUUUAUACAGCUGAGAGUGUUCACGUAACAAGUUUUUUUCGAUCGAGCUCUUACUAAGGAUAACCACUUGUUACAAUUCAUAAACGAAUCCUAAAUAUCUGGAAAUAUCUCAUGAAGAAAGAGUAGUUGUCCUUGCAUUUAUCUAAUGUCAUCGCCACGGAGUACUUAAAAUAAUAUUAUUACAUUUUAUGAAGAGCUUUGAAAAAGUUAAAAUUAUCCGAAUUCCACAUGUGUUACUAUCACAACGAUUCUUCUUGAAAGUAACGUUUACUUUGAAAGAAGCCACCAGAUAUUUAAGAACUAUUUAAAAAAAUAUGUGUGAAUGAUAAACAGAACAAUUGAAAUCAUUAUUUAUAUUUAACAGUUUUUAACUGCAUUAUAAACGUACACAAAGCUACUGAAUACGUUUCACAUAAAUUUAGUAAAAUACUUAAAUCUUCAAUUGUACUCUAUAAGAGCUUAUAUAAUGUGUAAUGAUCUUGUGUUAUUUUACGUGUAACUGCAAACGAUUUCUAGUGACCUAUUGGCACUUGUUAAA
Messenger RNA from Polistes canadensis, 6875 nucleotides. Its product is annotated as probable multidrug resistance-associated protein lethal(2)03659. Gene Ontology annotation, cellular component: membrane. The record is from RefSeq and is a predicted model, not a curated record. Gene Ontology annotation, biological process: transmembrane transport. The coding region runs from base 2377 to 6186 and encodes 1269 amino acids. Lineage: Eukaryota; Metazoa; Arthropoda; Insecta; Hymenoptera; Vespidae. Gene Ontology annotation, molecular function: ATP hydrolysis activity; ATP binding; ABC-type transporter activity. The transcript is spliced from 15 exons.